Molecule: messenger RNA, 1301 nt
Organism: Diospyros lotus (date-plum)
Lineage: Eukaryota; Viridiplantae; Streptophyta; Magnoliopsida; Ericales; Ebenaceae
Product: DNA glycosylase/AP lyase ROS1-like
Exons: 3
Coding region: 288-905 (205 amino acids)
Molecular function (GO): DNA demethylase activity; DNA N-glycosylase activity
Source: RefSeq, a predicted model, not a curated record
GAGAAAGCGUCCAGGGCAGAGACCGAAAGCACAGUGAAGAGGAAAAAGCACUUGUUCUUUAUCAAAGAGAUGGGACUGUUGUACCUUUUGGAGGUUCAUUUGAUCCUCUCAGGAAACAAUGGCAGCGGCCUAAAGUUGACUUGGAUGUAGAGACAAAUUGGGUAUGGAAGCUCCGCCUGGAAAAUAUAAACAGUGAAGGCAUUGAUGGAACUGACGAAGAAAAAGCAAAAUGAUUGCAAGAAGAACGAAGAGUUUUCAGAGGACGGGCAGAUUCAUUUAUUGCACGCAUGCAUCUUGUCCAAGGAGAUAGACGCUUCUCUCCAUGGAAAGGAUCAGUGGUGGACUCAGUGAUUGGAGUUUUCCUUACUCAAAAUGUCUCAGACCACCUUUCCAGUUCUGCCUUCAUGUCUAUUGGUGCACUCUAUCCCCUUAAGUCAAAUAGAAAUGAUGUACCAUGCUCUGAGGAGACAAACAUAUGGGCCAAAGAACCGGAAAUGUGUAUACUGGAUCAAGAGGACACCAUCAAAUGGCAUGAAGAGAAGACAAAUCAAUCAGCCGGCAACAGGAUUUCUUUGACACUCCCUGGUGAUUAUUAUGAUACAGAAAAGGAAGUUGUCAACAGUAAUGAAUUGCUUGGAAGCAACAGUAGUGGAGAAAAUUUAACAGAUGAUUUGACAUGUAAAUCCUCAGAUAUUUCUGGAAAUUAUCUGCAGAUUUACAACAAAUCAACGGGAAACAGAGUAUUCAUUCACCUGGCAGAAACAGAAGCAAAUUCCAUGGGAGAUAAUAGAGAAAUGGAUGAUGUAGUUUCUUCUCGGUAUUAUUCUUCUUCCUCGCAAACCUCCAUGGCAAAUGUUAUUGUAACAGCUGGGCACAGAGGCCUUAAGUUUUGGGACAUUCGGUAAAAAAAAAAAAAAAAAAGAAUUGUACUUCCACCUAUUAUCAUCCUUAUUUUCUAUUUACAGUAGUCUAUAAAUCUUGGACACUUCAUAGGGUUGUCAUACCAGUGUCAUUGGUGUGUCAAACACUUGCAACACACCCACCUGGCAUGUCCAACACUUCCUCAAAAUUUUUUUAAAAGGAUAUGUGAGGGGAUAUGCACAGUGCACACGUUGUCCCUAUGCAAACACUUUCGAAGACUCAAAAGUAGGGAUUUUCUUUUAGACUCUUUAGUUUCAUACCUUGGUAAUUGUAUGAUUCUUUUGUUUUUCCUUAUUUCGAUUGUAUUAUUAUUCAGUUUCCAUACUCUUCACACUUCUAAUCUUGGGUCUUUAAACAUCUGGAUUGUGAGGAGCGAAAAC